Molecule: messenger RNA, 754 nt
Organism: Triticum urartu
Lineage: Eukaryota; Viridiplantae; Streptophyta; Magnoliopsida; Poales; Poaceae
Product: MAPK kinase substrate protein At1g80180-like
Source: RefSeq, a predicted model, not a curated record
CACAUCCAUAAAACCCACCUAGAUACAAACCCAGAAGAAGGGCAGGGAAUAUUACAUCCAUGGCUGGGCUGCAGAGGUCUUCACGGACAUUCAGGAGGUCAGGAUCAUCAGGCAUGGUCUGGGGCGAGAGGCUCAUGUCGGAUGAGCAUAGCCAGUGGACCUCGGGGGAACCAGAGUUCAGGGAGCUACGGCACUCCCGCAGCGUUGGGUCCGUCGGGGCGCAGCGCAGGCGCAACGAUGGCACCGAGCGUGGCGGCCAGGCGUUCCGGACACGGCGCGUAGCCCCGGCCAUGGAUCCACCGUCGCCCAAGGUUCCUGGCUGCAUCUUCUGUGGGAUUUUCAGGAAGACAGCACCUUCACAGCCAUCUAAGGCCAGAAGGUACCACUAGAGUGAUCUGUGUAUUCAUCGACCGUAUGUGUGACUGGGUUACCUGGUUCUGGAGCUUGUGAAGUUCAGCUCCAUUGAGUAUAUACAUGCUACUCCCUCCGUUCCAUAUUAAGUGUCACUGAUUUAGUACAACACUUGAUUCUUCAGCUGCCCACCUCUGUGCUUGUAUCUGUACCUGGUAUCCCCAGUUUUAUUUUCUGCUCUUUAGUUGUAAUUUCCUGGCUGGUUGAUGGCUUUGUUAAUUCAAAGCCGGGCUCUGUCUCGAGCCUUCGUUCUAAAAAAAGUACAACACUUGAUAUGGAAUUGAGGGAGUAGUACUCAGUGAUACGCUCGUAUAGUUGCAUGCAGUUUGGAUAAGUUUGAGCA